CGCCCUGCGCAUGCGUGCCAGCGCCCAUGCAAAUCUGCUGUACAUCCAGAGAGCAAAGUGGGAUGAUCUGUCACUACACCUGCAGCACCACGCUCGGAGGACAGCUCCUGCCUGCAGCUUCCAGACCCAGGAAGCCUGAGGGGAAGGAAGGAAGGAAAUACGGGCGAAAUCAUCAGAUUGGCUUCCCAGAUUUGGGAAUCUGAAGCGGGCCCACAUCUUCCGGCCAACUUCCAUUGAACUUCCCAGCACUCGAAAGGGACCGAAAUGGAGAGCAAAGAACCCCAGCUGAAAGGGAUCGUGACAAGGUUAUUCAGCCAGCAGGGAUAUUUCCUGCAGAUGCACCCAGAUGGUACCAUUGAUGGGACCAAGGACGAAAACAGCGACUACACUCUCUUCAAUCUAAUUCCUGUGGGCCUGCGUGUGGUGGCCAUCCAAGGAGUGAAGGCCAGCCUCUAUGUGGCCAUGAAUGGUGAAGGCUAUCUCUACAGUUCAGAUGUUUUCACUCCAGAAUGCAAAUUUAAGGAAUCUGUGUUUGAAAACUACUAUGUGAUCUAUUCUUCCACACUAUACCGCCAGCAAGAAUCAGGCCGAGCAUGGUUUCUGGGACUCAAUAAAGAAGGUCAAAUUAUGAAGGGAAACAGAGUGAAGAAAACCAAGCCCUCAUCACAUUUUGUACCGAAACCUAUUGAAGUGUGUAUGUACAGAGAACCAUCAUUACAUGAAAUUGGAGAAAAACAAGGGCGUUCAAGGAAAAGUUCUGGAACACCAACCAUGAAUGGAGGCAAAGUCGUGAAUCAAGAUUCAACAUAGCUGAGAACUCUUCCCUUCUUCCCUCUCUCAUCCCUUCCCCUUCUCUUCCCUCCCAUUUACCCAUUUCCUUCCAGUAAAUCCGCCCAAAGGAGAGGAAAAUAAAAUGACAACGCAAGACCUAGUGGCUAAGAUUCUGCACUCAAAAUCUUUCUUUGUGUAGGACAAGAAAGUUGAACCAAAGCUUGCUUGUUGCAAUGUGGUAGAAAAUACACAUGCACAAAGAUUAGCACACUUAAAAACAAAGGAAAAAAUAAAUCAGGACUCCACAAACAUUAAACUAAACUGUAUUGUUAUGAGGAGAGAGCUAACUGUAAUUAAGACAUUAAUAAAGAUGAAAUAAAGUUAUUACUUUAAAGGAAAGGGUUUUGGAGAAUUGAACUCAGAAACUGAUGUUGUAUACUAAACAGCUUAAACUCACGAUAAUGCUGCAAUGUGUGGUUUUCUUGAUUUUGUAUUUUAUUUGGGCAUCUGGAAUUGACACACCAUUCUAUUCUGUUUGCAGGAUUUUUUUUUAACCAUGAAAUUGAACAUUUUCAAAUUAUAAACUAUUCAACAGACGGGAUUGUGUGACCAGUUUAAAGUGGCGAAAAAGAACUCGGUGUAGGAGAAGGCAAAUAGAUAGCUAGGAAUACUAAAGUAUUUAAAAAUAUAUAUAGCCAGGAACCAUUUAUCAUCAAGAAAAGUGUGAGAAAUUAUUUUUGAGGAUGUAAUUUAAGAUCGUUUUAUGUAAAAGGAAAGUCUUUUAUUGAAUCUAAUAGCCUUAACAAAUUUAAUUAUUUCAUAAAAAUAAUUUCAAAUUAUCCUAGAGUAUAACAGUUUUAUCAAAGAUAUUAUUUCAGGAGUUCUUUUUUUUUUUGUAGUAGUAGUAGUAGUUUAGGAAAAAAGUUAGUAACUGUUCUAAUGCUGAAGUGACUUUUGAGAAUUCUUUGCCAGUGCUAUGUUCAGGUGGUGAGGUGUAAGUUAAUUGCUCUUAGCAUGUGGUCUGAUUUUUUGCUUUGUGGACACCUUUGAGAGUAUAAGCGCAUGUUUGUUUUAGAAAGCUUUUACCCUGUCUUGCAGCAGGGAAGAAAGAAGAGGGGUUUUACAUAAGGACAUAUGUCCUAGGAAAUAUUAGUCAAUGCAAAUUGCAUUUGCCUUUGUACGUUACCAGGGUCUUACAUCAUUUUUCAAACUCUGCCAUGAAAUUGGGAGACAUGACUGUGAAAUUCCUAACUUACUGUCUUAUGAAGCCAGUAGCUUAUUUGUUGCCAUAUAUAUGCUCAUUUACAAGUCCAGUUAGCAAUUCGUUUGUUUCCUAGAACACAGAAGUUUACAAGUAAUACACUAAAUGUUCAAGGGGUGUAGAGAAAUAAUACGGAAUUCAACAGCUAUGGCUCCAACAGACAGGAUUCUGUGAGCAGUUAAAGUAGCGAAAAAGAAUUCAGGGUAAGAGAAGGCAACAACAGUUAAGAAUACUGAAGUAGUUUUAAAAAUCAGGAAGAAAUAAAUGUUAUAUAAUUUGAAUUGGAAUAAAUAGAUCUAUUUAGUCCUACAAAUCAGGAGCAGUGUAGAGACAUCAAAAUUUAAAGGGAAAAAACACACAAAACAGAAUGUGAAAAAAGUAUGCAGAUUUGUGGAUAUUAUCAAUGAGAAGACUUAGCAUGUAACUUCUCCUAUAUCUCUACUGUCCAGCAUGUAUUGUUCCAAAUAUGACUCCCUAAAAUAUAUACACUUUGCAGAAGCUCUAGGCCCUCACCUCAAACCUUGCCAUUGGUUGUUGUAUUUCAAGGUCAGCAUAGUUUCCCUCACUUUACACAGUCAUUAUUCUUCAAUAGUGGAUCAUAUUCUUUACCAAGUAUCCUAUUUUUAUUAUCUAGAGGUAAGCAGAAAAUGAAGGAAUUUGCUUAAGCAGUUGGGAAGAACAAAUGUUAUGCAUCUAGGGAAAGAUUCUGAAGACACAUUUGCAAGUGAUAUUUGUUUACCCAAAAUAUUUGGAAGGUAACAAAGACAUUUAAAUUUUCUAAAAACGGACUUGCUCUUAUAGGAAAAGAAUACCCUUGGGGACAAAAUGUAACUCUAGCUGUAUUUCCUCUUGUCACUCUUGAUUCAACUUGAUUAUAAAUAUACCUGUCACUACCAGAACCAAAAAAAAAAAAAAAAAAAUCCCAAACAUAAAGCUUAUUUUAUUUGAAAAAGAUAAAAAAGAAACUUCAACACAAUGGGACACUGGCUCCUUUAGCAUGAAAUGACUUGAGAUUUUCUGGUGAUACACACACAUACACACUCAUCAUAAAACAAUUGAUGGUUUCAUAACACAAUGGAUGAAAUUUAUAAAAAUCAAUUACAAUGAUUUAUGACAAAGUAUAUUUAAGUUGGUUAUUAAAAAAUAGAGAUGAAUCACUAACAAAAUUUCUCUAUAUUUAGUGGCUGGUUAUUUACCAUCUAGAAUCACAUUUGUCACUUUCCUGAUAGAAGUUAAGAAAGAAUUCUAAGCACCCAAUUUGUAUAUUGUUUUUCUCUGUAUUAUGUUAAGCAAAUGUUCACUGCAGUAAAAUGUUUUGGAAAUUAGCUUUGUCUUAUUUCCAAUUUAGUUUAGAUAAUGAAUUAGACAUCUCAUUUCUUUUACACAUAAACCUGACAAAAAUUGUAGCUUAGAGCAAAGGGUUAAUGUUUGCUUAACUGCUGCUUGUUUUUAAGUACAUUAAAAACUUUAAUAGAAUAAGCCCGUAUUCACUGAGUUUUCAAAAAUAUUACCAUAUAUAAAUGUAUAAUAUCCAACUUCAUCCAAAAAUAUGAUUGAGUUUAUGUACUUUGUUUUUCAGGCUUAUUUCAAGUAGAAUAAUUCUUUAAUUUUCAUUGUUCGGAUUUCUGGGUCUUCAAUUCAUUCAUCACUUACUCCUUUUUAAGUAAAAUAAGCUUUUUUUUUUAAAAUGUGCAUUGGGAUUUUUCCCAGGAAAAAUACGGCUUUUAGCAAUGAUUUGCAAUUGGCUAUGCAGAUAUAAAUUAAGGUAUGUUUAUUCUGAGUUCUUAUUGGAAUAAGCUUCAAAAUCAAUGAGCUUAAGAAUGAAAACAAAACUGAGAGUCUCACAAAAUAGCUCUAUGGUCAAUAUACCUUACUUGAUUUUUAAGCCCGAUGAGUGAAGUAUAGAAACAAAUGGUGCUGAAAUUCCAUUUGCUCAUUCAGAGACUUUUGUGCUUCUGCAAAUUGGAGGGCAGCAAGCCACCCUAUUCUCACAGUAAUAGCUUUGGCUUUGAAAUUUACAUACAAAUUUAAUAGCACAUUUUUAGCCAUUAUGCAUUGGCUCAAUAGACAGGAAUGUAAAGCAAUGUGAUGCUUUAUGGGCCUCAUUGUAAUUCGGAAAACUUGUUUAAAAGAACUCUUCUGUUUAAUAAAAUAGGAACAAUCUAAUAUCUAGAUUGGUGGUCCUGCAUUGCCACUAGUGAGAGAUGAGAGUAUUAAGACAAGAAUAAGGACAAGAAAAGACUUCAAGGUUGCAUAUUGAAAAGUUUGGAAGUCCUAAUUUGGGACCACUGAUUUCUUGGUGAAGAAGUAAGUAUGACUACAUUGCCAGUGAUUUUUUUUUUUUUUUUAACAUAGACCCAGAAACAGCAAAUCUAUUUCACCCUCAUAGCUUAGUCUACCAGGCCUUGCUCUUGAGAAGAUUUUCCAUGAUGUUGCUUAAUUUCAUCUGCACAAGAUGAGACACAAACAUAAAAAUUCCCUGCUCAUUUUAGUAUCAUAAAAGGCUGAGGUUAUUUCUCUGUCAUAAAAUUGUAAAUAGCAUUUUUUAAGUCAAAAUUACAUUUAAAACAGUGAAUUGUUCUACAAAUAUAUAUGUGUAUAUAUACAUAUGCUUCUGAAAUAAGGAUAUAUUAUAUAGAGUUUUUAUUUGAUUUGUGGUCUGUAGUCAUAGUUAAAAAUAAAGAGAUUUGAAUGCAAAACUUUAUACAUUAAUGUAUAUUUCUAAUGAUAGUACAAAUUGCCACUUUAUAAUAAAAAACAGAUGGGAAUAAUAAUCAAAGCAAAGUACUGUUCCUUCAGUACUUUGGUGAUUUUUAAUCCCCCUUGAGAUGCACAGGAAAUUAUUUUUUUAGUUAGAAAAAGUUAUCUUAAACAUCUAUACUUCCCAAUAUGGAUUUCAUAAUAAGUCAUAUCAGACUGAGAAUUUGUGGUUGUAGAAUAGGAACAGGAUGCUAGAUGCUGAUUUUUAUUUUUCAGGAUUUUUCCUGGAGCCCAAGUUAAAGAUACAGUAUAUAAGUCUAAGUUAAGUGAAGAUUAAUAAUGUUCAGAAAUGAUAUAUUGAGCUUUAGUAACAGAUGGAAGCAAAAAUAAGAAUAUUUAACAUUAUGAUAAUAGCCCUAAAAUAAUGUAAUAAAAAACAUUGCAUCAUUAAAUGUUCAACUAGUUGGAAAGAAUGAGCUGAUGUUUCUUUGUUUUUUCUCCAAGCACAAUUUAAAGACAGUGACAUUCAUUUUACUCAAAAUUGUUCAAAAAGUCCAAAACAUACUCCCAUGGCUAGAAUUGAUAUUAGCUCCAAUACAAGGUUAAAUGUUACAAUCUGAAGAAAUUGACACUGAAAUGUUUAAUAAACAUGUUGUAUGAGAAACUAA
This is a messenger RNA of Sapajus apella (tufted capuchin), 5400 nucleotides long. It is a transcript of the gene FGF12, whose product is annotated as fibroblast growth factor 12. NCBI's taxonomy places the organism in Eukaryota, Metazoa, Chordata, Mammalia, Primates, Cebidae. Gene Ontology annotation, biological process: positive regulation of gene expression; positive regulation of protein phosphorylation; fibroblast growth factor receptor signaling pathway. Gene Ontology annotation, molecular function: growth factor activity; fibroblast growth factor receptor binding. The coding region runs from base 265 to 810 and encodes 181 amino acids. Gene Ontology annotation, cellular component: cytoplasm. The record is from RefSeq and is a predicted model, not a curated record. The transcript is spliced from 6 exons.